This is a messenger RNA of Sphenostylis stenocarpa, 1143 nucleotides long. The record is from the annotation of a GenBank genome assembly. NCBI's taxonomy places the organism in Eukaryota, Viridiplantae, Streptophyta, Magnoliopsida, Fabales, Fabaceae.
AUGAAGGAGUUAUCUCAGAACCAGACUAUUGCUGUCCAUGGUAUUGCUGGUGCUGGGUCAGUGGCUUUAGCCACUGCCUUCACUUAUCCUCUAGACACCAUGAAAGUUCUCAUUCAGGUUGGUUCCAGUGCUGGUAAAGGAUUGGACGCUGCUCAGGCUUUGACGAGAGUAGUAUUUCUGUCGGGUAAUGCAGGUUUGUACAAUGGUUUUGGUUGGUUGGCGGCUGGAAGGAUUUUUGGUCUGGGAGCACGAUUUGGGGUUUACGAAAUCCUGACUGCCUUUUAUAAAGAUGGUCGGGAAGAUAAUUAUUUGUUUGCUUCUGAGGCACUUUUGGCUGGCAUGGUGUCUGGUGCCAUUGAGACAGUUAUAAGCUCUCCAUUCGAACUCAUCAAGCUUCGUAUGCAGGUUACCUCUGCUUCAUAUGCUCCAAGGUCCAACUUUGCCCUGGAAAAGGGGGCUCGUAAACCUUUAAUUGCAAGAUUACUUAAUGGCUGUUAUCCAGACAAAAGGUCCUUGGACAUGUAUACUGGUCUCAUCUCCUCCCUAACGACCAAAAAUACUAACAUGACUAGUGCUUUACUAGAGUAUCCAUGGACAAUGACAGGAUCUGGGAUGCCACCAUCAGUUUCCUCUGUCAGGAGACCAUCUGACAUUAUAUCUUUGGAAGGAUGGAGCACUUUAUGGAGAGGUCUCCGUUCUGGAAUUGCUCGAGAUUCUGUGUUUGGAGGUGUAUUUUUUUCUACCUGGCAAUUUCUGCACCAAGCAAUGCUAGAUUGGAAAGCUGUAGGGAUGAAUCCCCCACCUAGGUUAAAUGAAGAAGUUGGUCCAUUGUCUCCUUUCACUGUUAGUCUUACAGCUGGAUUCUCAGCUUCAGUUGCUGCUGCUGCUUCGCAUGGUUUUGAUACUACAAGAAGUAGAUCACAAUGUAAUGUGCUGCCAAAGUACAUCUCAAUGGAAAGAAAGAUUUUGAAAUGGAAACGACCAGGAAACAAGUUCGAAAGAAUUACUGGGAUCCAUCCUUCAGACAGGAAUGUCUUGUUCCGUGGUAUUGGUUGGCGGAUGGCUCGGUCUGGAUUGGCGUCAUUCAUGAUUGUAGGAAGUUAUUUGUUCGUUGCUGAUCAGCUUACAUCUUGUUUGACUUAA